AUGGGCGCAGGUGCCCAGCCAGUAGGAGCCAACGUGAGCUUCACUCUCAAUGACAGUAAUCCAGAGAGUGCCCCUUGGGCCAGCGUCCAGGAAGAGUUAGGGGAGCUGCAUUUUCAGGUGGAGAGAGUGGAUUUUCUCUCCACAGUGGAGACUGCAUUUUCGCUGGAGAGGAGUGAAGGUCUCCAGUUUGAAUCCAGAGUCUGGAGAAGAUCUGAAAGCCUUGGCUGGCCCGAUGCUGCUGCUGCUGCUGGAGGCGGCAGGUGUGGGUCUGGGACAUCUGGGGUGGCUCAUUAUGUCCCUUUCCCUGCCCAGGUGCUGGUUGCCGAGGAGAACGUGGACUUCCGCAUCCACGUGGAGAACCAGACGCGGGCUCGGGACGAUGUGAGCCGUAAGCAGCUGCGGCUGUACCAGCUCUACAGCCGGACCAGUGGGAAACACAUCCAGGUCCUGGGCCGCAGGAUCAGUGCCCGCGGCGAGGAUGGGGACAAGUAUGCCCAGCUCCUAGUGGAGACAGACACCUUCGGUAGUCAAGUCCGGAUCAAGGGCAAGGAGACGGAAUUCUACCUGUGCAUGAACCGCAAAGGCAAGCUGGUGGGGAAGCCCGAUGGCACCAGCAAGGAGUGUGUGUUCAUCGAGAAGGUUCUGGAGAACAACUACACGGCCCUGAUGUCGGCGAAGUACUCCGGCUGGUACGUGGGCUUCACCAAGAAGGGGCGGCCGCGGAAAGGUCCCAAGACCCGGGAGAACCAGCAGGACGUGCAUUUCAUGAAGCGCUACCCCAAGGGGCAGCCGGAGCUUCAGAAGCCCUUCAAGUACACGACGGUGACCAAGAGGUCCCGUCGGAUCCGGCCCACACACCCCGCCUAGGCCACCCCGCCGCGGCCCCUCAGGUCGCCCUGGCCACACUCACACUCCCAGAGAACUGCAUCAGAGGAAUAUUUUUACAUGAAAAAUAAGGAAGAAGCUCUAUUUUUGUACAUUGUGUUUAAAAGAAGACAAAAACUGAACCAAAACUCUUGGGGGGAGGGGUGAUAAGGAUUUUAUUGUUGACUUGAAACCCCCCGAUGACAAAAGACUCAUGCAAAGGGACUGUAGUCAACCCACAGGUGCUUGUCUCUCUCUAGGAACAGACAACUCUAAACUCGUCCCCAGAGGAGGACUUGAAUGAGGAAACUGACACUUCGAGAAACCAAAGUCCUUUUUCCCAAAGGUUC
Messenger RNA from Mandrillus leucophaeus (drill), 1214 nucleotides. RefSeq names its product fibroblast growth factor 18 (gene FGF18). NCBI's taxonomy places the organism in Eukaryota, Metazoa, Chordata, Mammalia, Primates, Cercopithecidae. Gene Ontology annotation, biological process: positive regulation of cell population proliferation; positive regulation of gene expression; fibroblast growth factor receptor signaling pathway. Gene Ontology annotation, cellular component: cytoplasm. The coding region runs from base 1 to 867 and encodes 288 amino acids. Gene Ontology annotation, molecular function: type 2 fibroblast growth factor receptor binding; type 1 fibroblast growth factor receptor binding; growth factor activity. The record is from RefSeq and is a predicted model, not a curated record. The transcript is spliced from 4 exons.